This is a messenger RNA of Saccostrea cuccullata (small rock oyster), 2511 nucleotides long. Its product is annotated as neprilysin-2-like. Gene Ontology annotation, biological process: proteolysis. Gene Ontology annotation, cellular component: plasma membrane. The record is from RefSeq and is a predicted model, not a curated record. The transcript has 14 exons. Gene Ontology annotation, molecular function: metalloendopeptidase activity. The coding region runs from base 39 to 2477 and encodes 812 amino acids. NCBI's taxonomy places the organism in Eukaryota, Metazoa, Mollusca, Bivalvia, Ostreida, Ostreidae.
UUUGAAAGUAUUCUUUCAUUGUAGUAAAAGAUUCAUUCAUGACUCUGACAAUGUCGGUUGAGAGUCCAGAUUCUGGGAAAUACGUUGUAUAUACCGUUACCUCGGACGAAAGCAGCACGGAUUUAGAAGAUGGACACGUCAAUUUCAAAGACAACGAAACUGACUCUCUUAACGGAAAGCAAUCACCAUCACAUCGACCUUUGAGGUCAUUCUCAUCAGAUUCUUCCAAGUGGAGUUCAUUUUGGUCAGCAAGAGAAAAAUGUUGUUGCCUCUGGAAUAUUGCAUUUAUCAUGGCCAUUGGUGCUCUCGUGUUUGUUGUUGUGUACCUAACAAAGAGAGGCCCGAAUAACCCUUCGUUUGAUACAAAUUACACCCGGAACCCCAAGGGAACAUUCUAUGUGAGUACGAUGUCUCCAAAGGAUUCCGAUUCCGAAUCAAAACAGAUCUGCUACACACCAGAAUGUGUUCUCUUGUCUGCAGAACUUCGCUCGCGGAUGAAUACAAGUGCUGAUCCGUGUGAGGAUUUUUACGAAUAUGCUUGUGGGAGAUACUCAGCUCCAUUAACGUGGACAAACCCAAGAGUUCGAGAAGUGCCCGAUGCUCUGAAACAAACCUUUACGUCUUCAGUUAUAGAUAAAUUAUCUGCAUCAAUUCAAACUCACGAUACACCCGGUAUGAAAGUAGCAAAAAGAGCAUUUCAAUCCUGUGUCCUGGCGCCAGAAAGAAAUCUACAACAGCACUUCGAAGAAUUGGUCGACAGCUUCGAAAGAGAUCCAGAAAAUGCUAAUUCAGGACAUAGACAUUCUCUUACCAGACUCCUAGCUCAUGCUGUCAAGUUCUACGGGGUAUCGCCAUUGUUCAAAGUCAUACGGUUGGAAAAUGACAAGUUAGCUAUCAUAAACCGUUAUUCAGACCAAAGAAUUUCUGAACUCUCUAAGGCUGGUUACACAGUUUCAUCCUUUCGACAUUUAUCUGUUCGGGAAUUUUACUAUUUAACGCCAAGUGAUGCGAAAGUCAUUGCCUACAGAAACUACGUCAGAAAUCUUUUAAAACACGUCUUCGGUAAUGGUACCAGUAGUUUUUCCGUUGCAUAUCUCAAACUGACGCUGAAUGAAGUUUUAGACUUUGAAAUGAGACUUAAUCAGGCAAUGUUUGCACCAUCAGCAGUUAGUUCACUCAAUAUCAUGUUUAAUUGUACACAACGGUACACAAUAGGUGAACUCGAAAGAUCAUCCUCAGGCUACAAGAUUGACUGGAAAUUGUUUUUUAGCAUUCUUCUCAAUAGAAAUGUGACAGAAAACUAUGCAAUUUGCUUCUCAGAUAUUUCUUAUGACGUAACAGACAUACUUUAUGACACUCAAAUCAACAUCAUUAAGAAUUUCAUCAAACUCCAUAUUAUACUAAAUUCGGAUAUUACAUACGCCAAUCGUGUACUAGUUGAGCCAUUCAUAAACAAUGACAUAAAUUCCUUGAGAUUUUCUACGAAGGAAAUCAGAUGUUACAAAUGCAUAGAAAAUAUUUUACCUAUAAGUUCUAUAUUCAAAUCGACGGAUGAUAUAUUUUUCAUCAGAAAUUCUUCCUUCAUAUUUUCCGAGUUGAAGAAGUCCAUUAUCAAAAUUAUUGACAACAUGUACUGGAUUCCAUUCAAACAAAGGAAAGCAAUUAUCUCCCAUGCCAACCAAGCCGGUAUCUUAUUUACAACAAACUUGAAAUAUAAAAUAUAUGACAGUGCCGUUUAUUUUUCAUUAUUAAAUAAAACAGACUUUUAUCCAAUAGUAUUUAGUGCCAUUAGACAGAAGUAUUCGUAUGAAAUGGGUGGAUUUAUAAUAACGUCAUUAUUUUCAAGUUCUAUUUCCUAUUAUGAUGAUGUGAGACAAAAUAUAGUGUUAUCAUCAAUGGCAAACAAGGAGCCAAUAUUUUACCACUUUGCAUCAAAUGCACUCCUUUUUGGCUCAACGGGGGCAUUCAUCGCACAAAUACUUGCCAGAGUAUUUGAUAUUGAUGUUAUUCUUUCCCAUUAUCUAAAUGGCAUUAUAGAGCAGGAGGUUGUGUUCACGUUUGCUCAUCAUUUUCAAUGUCUCGUUGAGACUUUUACGAAAUAUACCAUAACUGACCUCAGUGGAAAAGUUCAUCAGGCUAAUGGUGCUUUAACGAAAGGAGAAAAUUUUAGGGACAUAUUAGCCUUAAGAGUCACAUAUAAUUCUUACAAAUCAAACAGCUGGAAAGACAAAUAUAUGCUUCCUGCUUUACAACUCACGGAGAAUCAAUUAUUUUUUGUGGCUUAUACACAGACUCUGUGUGAAAGAAUAAAUGCAAGAGGUGUUGAGAUGUUUUACAUCAACAACAAAAGAACAGUAACUCUACCGAGACGUUUACGGAUUAAAGGGAUUUUAUCCAAUUUUGAUCAAUUUUCAAAAGACUUCAACUGUCCAGUUGGCUCAACAAUGAAUCCUGUGGAUAAGUGUGUUCUCUUUUAGAAUGAAAUUAUUCUAAUAAAAUGUGUUCUUCCAU